AUGGCCCAUGGAGUUGCUGACAUCGACGGUUGGGUCAGAAUGCCAUAUCUUAUUAGCACAGCACAAAACCAGUUUUACGAAAACUACCCAGAACAAGCAUUCAGAACUGGCCGUAAUUUGAACAGACCUGAUAUCUGUUGGGAGACUACAAGCUCGAGAUCAUUGUCUGAUUGGAGUUGUGAUCCAGGCGGUCCAUGUUGUACCUGCGACUGUGAUUGCCAGCCUGCUCCGAGGCUCAACGCGCAGCCAGUUGGAUAUUUCUGCAAACCCCAGGACAAUGCCAGUGUUCCUGACGGUACACACUCACAUAGCCACGGGGGAGGACAAGGACCGCCUGGCCCUUUCGACGCUCACUACCAACCCAACACCUACCACAGUUAUAUGAGAGAACCGCGUGUCUUGUAUGGCAAACAGGAGGUAUCUUCAGUCGAGGAUAUGAUCUACUAUAGCGCAAAAGAGCAGCGAUACAAGAAUGAUGCCGAGAGAAGAAUUCAAGAUUGGAUACGACUCAUGCCUGAACUCGUUGGCAACAGCAAGACCUCAUCCUCAACACAUGGCAUGUCGAAGAGAUACACCAGAAACAACAACAACACAGAAGACAAGAAGAAAGAGAAGAACAAGGGGGAUGGGAGCAAAAGAAAAAAGAGAUACCCGUUCACGCGACGAUCCCACUGA
This is a messenger RNA of Fusarium fujikuroi IMI 58289, 675 nucleotides long. RefSeq lists its product as uncharacterized. The transcript is spliced from 2 exons. The record is from RefSeq and is a predicted model, not a curated record. The coding region runs from base 1 to 675 and encodes 224 amino acids. NCBI's taxonomy places the organism in Eukaryota, Fungi, Ascomycota, Sordariomycetes, Hypocreales, Nectriaceae.